This is a messenger RNA of Monoraphidium neglectum, 981 nucleotides long. RefSeq lists its product as hypothetical. The coding region runs from base 1 to 981 and encodes 326 amino acids. The transcript is spliced from 7 exons. NCBI's taxonomy places the organism in Eukaryota, Viridiplantae, Chlorophyta, Chlorophyceae, Sphaeropleales, Selenastraceae. Gene Ontology annotation, molecular function: protein binding. The record is from RefSeq and is a predicted model, not a curated record.
AUGGGAGCCGAGCAGUCGUCAUGCGGCGUGAAGACCGAGGGACGGCGGCUGCUCAAGGCGGUCGAGGAUGGACACGUCGCAGACGUGGGCGCUGCCCUGCGCCACAACCUUGGGUUUGUGUACUGGAGCACAUUCUCUGGUGGCAACACGGUCUGGCAUAAGGCCGCCAAAUCCGGCCAGCUGGGGAUCCUCAAGGCGAUGGCGCACGCCGUGGAGUCCGCAUACAGCGCGCCAAAGGACACGGAGGAGGGUCAUCAGCUGCAGGCGCUCCUGAAGGUGGGCCCCAGCCCCCAGGAGGCCGUCAAGCGCCUGGUCAACCUGGUCAACUUCAAGCGGUGCACGCCGCUGAUGCUGGCGGCGGCGCGAGGGCACACAGAGGUCGUCAAGUGGCUGCUGCAGCAGGGCGCCAUGCUCCUGAUCCACGACCGCAUCCGCCACCAGACCGCGCUCCACUACGCCAUUAUCGGCGGCAACAUCGACUGCGUGCGCCUGCUGCUCGGCGCGGCCGCCCACACCGCGCCGGCGGCGCCUGGCACGGCGCAGCGGGGCCCGACGGAGCGGCAGCUGCUGCUGUCAUCGGCCAACCAUGCAGGGCUGACGGCGCUGCACUAUGCGGUGCAUGAGGAGCGGUACGACGCGAUGAAGCUGCUGCUCAGCUCCGGCGCAGACAUCAACGCGCAGGCCGAAUACCCUGAUCUGGACUGGGCCAGCGUGAAUGCGGGGGACACACCGAUGCACGUCGCCGCCGCCAAGGGCAGCAUCGAGGCCAUCCGUAUCCUGCUCAAGGGAUUUGUUGAGACCAGCGGGCUGCUGUGCCCCGAGCACGCGCCGCCGCGCCACAUCCGCGACCCACGUGGCGUGCGCAACGACUACGGCCGCCUGCCCUACCACCUGGCCAUGCGCAAGCAGUUCACCUGGCUGAGUGAGCUGCUCGACCCAUCGGUCCCAGUCAGCUGCUGCGCGUGCCGCGCCCUGCUAUGA